Messenger RNA from Papaver somniferum (opium poppy), 2256 nucleotides. Its product is annotated as peptidyl-prolyl cis-trans isomerase CYP59-like. The transcript is spliced from 15 exons. Lineage: Eukaryota; Viridiplantae; Streptophyta; Magnoliopsida; Ranunculales; Papaveraceae. Gene Ontology annotation, cellular component: nucleus. The coding region runs from base 119 to 1951 and encodes 610 amino acids. Gene Ontology annotation, biological process: protein peptidyl-prolyl isomerization. The record is from RefSeq and is a predicted model, not a curated record. Gene Ontology annotation, molecular function: peptidyl-prolyl cis-trans isomerase activity; zinc ion binding; RNA binding.
CCCAUUUAUUUUCUGUCUCUAAAAUUUUCUCUCUCGAAGCUCAGAGGAGUCUGAGUUGUUCUUCAGCUAAUCUCAGUCUCAAUCAGGGUUUGAGAAGAGACAGCAUUACUCAUUGACAAUGUCGGUCAUGAUAACUACCAGUUUGGGGGAUAUUGUUAUAGAUUUACACACGGAUCGGUGCCCAGUCACUACCAAGAACUUUUUGAAGCUCUGCAAGAUUAAGUACUUCAAUGGGUGUCUGUUCCAUACGAUACAGAAGGAUUUUACUGCUCAGACUGGUGAUCCUACAGGAAAGGGAGAUGGAGGUGAUUCUAUCUACAAGUUUCUUUAUGGUGACCAGGCCCGUUUUUUUGGAGAUGAGAUCCAUCAAGAUUUAAAGCAUUCUAAAACUGGAACUGUUGCAAUGGCCAGUGGUGGAGAGGGUCUUAAUGCUUCCCAGUUCUAUUUCACAUUGCGUGACGAUCUAGACUAUCUUGACGGGAAACAUACGGUUUUCGGGGAGGUUGCUGAAGGUUUGGAGACAUUAACGAGAAUAAAUGAAGCAUAUCUAGACGAGAAGGGUAGGCCAUACAAGAAUAUCAGGAUCAAACAUACUUAUAUUCUGGAUGAUCCCUUCGAUGAUCCUCCCCAGCUUGCCAGUUUGAUUCCCGAUGCCUCUCCAGAAGGAAAGCCACUAGCUGAGAUUGAUGAUGAUGUGCGACUCGAAGAUGAUUGGGUGCCUAUGGAUGAACAACUGGGUGCAGGAGAGCUUGAGGAGGUUAUUCGGCAAAAGGAGGCACAUUCUAGUGCUGUGGUUCUUGAGAGUAUUGGUGACAUUCCUGAUGCUGAUAUGAAACCUCCAGAGAACGUUUUAUUUGUUUGCAAGCUUAAUCCAGUUACUGAAGAUGAGGAUUUGAAUACAAUCUUUUCACGCUUUGGAACUGUAGUAUCUGCUGAGGUGAUCCGUGAUUUUAAAACUGGAGACAGCCUGAACUAUGCUUUUAUCGAAUUCGAAACAAAUGAGGCCUGUGAACAAGCUUAUUUUAAGAUGGAUAAUGCUUUGAUUGAUGAUCGGAGGAUACAUGUGGACUUUAGUCAGAGUGUUUCUAAGCUGUGGGGUCAAUACAGGCGUAAAGAGCAUCAAACUGGUAAAGGGAGAGGUUGUUUCAAAUGUGGUUCCCUUGAUCACAUGGCCAAAGAUUGCACUGGAGACCCUUCUGUGAAAGCACAAAAUCCAAAGUACGUUCUAAAGGAUGGGAACUCCCAGCGUGGUGGAAAUGAGAAUUAUGAGAUGGUCUUUGAGGGAGACACCACUGAUGGCUCUGGACGAGAAAAGAGGAGGGAAGAACGUGACUCGGAUAAAGAUUUGAAGAAACGAAGGGUGGAUAGAGAACGUGAGAAUGACCUGAGACAUAAAGGGCAGGACACGAGAAAUGAUAAAAGUAGGCAUGAUGAUAGAAGUAGAGGUAGAGAUAGAGAGGACGAGAGUUACCGAGGGAGUAGGCAUGGUGGAAGCAGGAGACCCGAGGACGAUAAGUAUGAGAAAGAACGGUUGCCUAGAGACAGUGACCAUAAGACCUCUAGGAAUGAUGUGGUACGGGUAGGUGACCGUGAUUACAGGAAUACUGACAAAGCAGACAGGAGAAGUGAAAGUGAUAAUAGAAACAGAGAAAGUGACAGUGAUUCUAGGAGACCUGACAAAGGAGUCAGCAGAGGUGAUAGUGCUCGCCGAGACAAGGAGAGCAGCCGUGAUUACAUGAGAAAUGACAAAGAAGGAGAUAGGAGAGGUGAGAAUGAUCGUAGAAACAAAGAGGGUGAACGCGACUAUAGGAGAACUGACAAAGAAGGAGAUAGGAGAAGUGAGAGUGAUCGUGUAAACAAAGAAAGUGAAGGAGGCAGGAGGAAGGAUAGAGAUUACAGAAAACAUGACAGUGGCGAGGGCGGCAGGAGGAGGGACAGGGAUCAUAGAUGAUUCCACGCAACUAGGAAAUGUCCGAGGUAAUGAAAUUUGUAUCUAAACAUAUGUUGUAGUAGUGAAAAACGUAAUUGUCAGAGUAGAGAUAUUUCGGUAUCUGAAACUCAUUUUAUUUCAUAGAUGCAAGUGGUGCAUUUUCCAGAAGCUUUUUUUAUCCCGAGUAUUGGCCUCCAUUUGUAUGUGCCGAAGCACGGGAAACAGUAAAAAGCAGCAGCAGCAGUCCUCAGUUUGUGAAGGAUGAUAUUUCAUUUUGAUUUCGAUUUCAAACAUGUUUAUGGAAGUGUUAAAUUUUAUUUUCUUGG